This is a messenger RNA of Strigops habroptila (Kakapo), 7321 nucleotides long. RefSeq names its product phosphate cytidylyltransferase 1, choline, alpha (gene PCYT1A). Bases 2184 to 3440 code for a protein of 418 amino acids. Gene Ontology annotation, biological process: CDP-choline pathway. The record is from RefSeq and is a predicted model, not a curated record. Gene Ontology annotation, molecular function: choline-phosphate cytidylyltransferase activity; phosphatidylcholine binding. The transcript is spliced from 9 exons. Gene Ontology annotation, cellular component: endoplasmic reticulum. NCBI's taxonomy places the organism in Eukaryota, Metazoa, Chordata, Aves, Psittaciformes, Psittacidae.
GAGCACAACCACUGUAUUUGCUUUGAAAUUCGCAUGACAAACACCUGUGCUUUGUUUCCUGAAGGAAUUUGCUGUACUUACAGAAUUAUUACAAUUUAUGACUUGGAAGUUUCCUGGUCCAAGAUCUAGAUUGUAAUUAUCUUGAAAGUACUGUAGGGUGAGCCACAAAUAAUAAUUGUUGGAGCAAGGGCUUGGUAUUGAUGUGUAAACCUACUGAGGAGGUUGCCUCCUGAAGUCACAAAAGGCUCUAUUAAACCCUAAAAACAAAUCAUACAUGCAACUCAACACAAAAGUCAGGACUGGGUGACCACCCAUCCCUGUACUUUAUUGUCCCUGGCCAGGCUCCAAAUCUUCUCUGAUAUUCUGCAUAAAUCCUCCUCUUCUUCGCUAACCACAGCAGAGACAGUCGCACACUGGGACACUCGGUGCCUCGGGUUAUGGUAUACCCAGAAGGGCUGCAAAUUCACGGAGAAGGUCUUGCCACCAGGUUCUCUUUUUUGUGUGUGUAUUCCAUAGCAGCGCUGCCGAGGUGAUCAUGCUGCACUGUUUUCAGUUGUGGUGUUAGAAUUGUCUUAAGCUAUUUGGGACUUUGUUGGUGAAAAGCAGCAUCUUUUCAUCAAUUGCAAGACAGGUACCAGAUUUCUGUGCUUGGGCUCUGCUUGAAAAGAUAUUACCAACCUGCCUGCAUCAGUACAGGAUGCAAGGCUUGGGGGUUUGUUUUAGCAAAUAUAGCAAAGGUCUGCAUCUGGAUGCCGUUGUACCGCUGUGCGGCACUGGCUGAACUGGAAUCCCCUUUAUAUGUUCAUGUGGCUAUUAAUAUGCUGCAGGUUGGUUGCUUUUGCUCAGCCAGAGUAGCUGAAGCAGCCUGUCUUAUAAGUGUAGACAGGACUCUGCCUACCAGAUCCUGCAGUAACUUUAGAAAGGGGCUUGAGGGCUUAGGCCAUCUAGAUAGAGCAGAUGUGGGCUGGGACGCAGCCAUUAGCACUCAGGUUUUUUAGCAGAUACUUUUACUCUGAAGAUUGGGGUAGAGCUGGGCCUGGCAAGCUUGGGCUGGGAAUGAGGUUGCCUUGGAGACUGGGCAAGGUUUUUAAGCACGAGUUGAAGGGAAAUCUGUGAUGAGUCUUCUGUCAUUAACCUCUUCUGAGUCUUUCUGUCUGCAACAGACCUCUACAGGGAUACGCACCAGUAAGUUAAUCGUAAAUUUGGGGUUGGAGUGGGGGGAGAACAGGGGGAAAGGGAUACUCUUCUCCCCUUGAUGGAGGAAUGCAGGGUCAUUUUGGUACUAUACAGCCUGUCAGGGGAAUUACCUGAAGUGACAGGACUUAUUCCUUUUACCUGAGGCCCUCGCUUAUGUGCUGCCCAUGUGUCAAGGCAAUUCUCUGCAGACAGCUGGCAGAGUGCAAAGUUUAGUAGCAUUUGCCUGCAGAUGAGUCAGCAGAAGAGAAAUAGCUUGCUCCUGUAAAAUGGGGCGAUCUUGUAGGCAAAGCAGCACAUGACAGUCACAUCUGAUGUGCCAACACCUUCCAAGUUCAGAGGGACGAUAGGGGAGCCUGGGAGCUGUGGGUGUCAAGGGGCCUUGCUGGUCCAGCCUGCCAGUCUUGUGCUGACUUGGAUUGGGGUGGGAAAUGCAGCAGCCUGGAGCCAGAGUGUUUACUGAAUAGUUGCAGCUAUCUCUUGUUUUCCACAGGCUUUAGAAUUUAAGUAGCAGGAUUGUUUUUGCCUUGGCAUGUGAAUCUGCAAGUGAAAAGCAGUGGAAGUGGCAGAAGAAAUCCCACUACUGCAUGUAGAUUUGCAGAUAAUAUUCUUCAAUAAAUUCCUUGGGACAUGAGAACACAAAGAAUGCAGAUGGGCCGGGUCCUCAUGCCACUGGUGUGGUUAGGGUGCAGAAAUACGCAGGAAUUAUCUGCGUCUCCAGUGUAGUGCCAGGCACACAGUUCUCUGACACCUCCAAAGCUAAACAAAACAUCAGUACUGUCCAUGGAGAUGCAGACAGCGAGAUAAGGCUUUGGCUAACAAGAAGGUUUGCCACACCUAUUCUGACCUUCUGCAUCUUCCAGAGGUGUUAACUGCGGAGUUGUGGUUAAAUUCCAGCUCGGAUGAUGGCGUAGUUAACUAACCUUAGAAGAGUUGUAAAUUCUUUCCCUACUUUUCCCUGUGGUUUUUUUUUUCCUUUGUGGUAACCAAUGCUUGUCCUUUUUUCCUCACAGAAGCGGCUGCAUUUCAGUGGGAUUCAGUGGUUCCCUGACAGGGAGAGCAACUCCUCCCAUCUGGCAGUUGGCUGGGCCUCGCAGAGCUCGUGCAACUCUCUUGAGUUCUUGCUGGGUGUGCUUGGCAAGAUGGAGCCUCCGACCUCCUCCAGGCUGAAUUCCCGUAAGAGAAGAAAAGGUGGAUCUGGCCCCAAUGGGGCGACAGAGCUGGAUGGAAUCCCUCCAAAAAUGUCCCGGCGCUCACUCGGACUGAAGGAACCGGCUCCGUUCUCAGAUGAAGUAGAAAUCGAUUACAGCAAGCCAUACAUCAGAGUAACAUAUGAAGAAGCAAUGAGAGGGACCCCUUUGGAUCGCCCCGUAAGAGUUUAUGCUGAUGGAAUAUUUGAUUUGUUUCACUCUGGACAUGCCCGGGCCUUGAUGCAAGCGAAGAACCUCUUCCCAAACACAUACCUCAUUGUUGGAGUCUGCAGUGACGAGCUAACCCAUAACUUCAAGGGCUUCACAGUAAUGAAUGAAAAUGAGCGGUAUGACGCUGUGCAGCAUUGUCGCUAUGUCGAUGAAGUGGUGAGAAAUGCGCCGUGGACGCUUACCCCCGAGUUCCUGGCAGAGCACAGGAUCGACUUUGUUGCACAUGAUGACAUCCCCUAUUCUUCUGCUGGUAGUGAUGAUGUUUAUAAGCAUAUAAAAGAAGCAGGCAUGUUUGCACCAACUCAGAGGACUGAGGGGAUCUCAACAUCAGAUAUCAUCACCAGGAUCGUGCGGGACUAUGAUGUUUAUGCCAGACGGAACCUGCAGCGGGGUUACACAGCUAAAGAGCUCAAUGUCAGCUUCAUAAACGAGAAGAAAUAUCACCUCCAGGAGCGUGUGGAUAAGGUGAAAAAGAGGGUGAAGGAUGUAGAGGAGAAGUCAAAGGAAUUUGUGCAGAAAGUGGAGGAGAAGAGUAUUGAUCUCAUUCAGAAGUGGGAAGAGAAGUCCCGGGAGUUCAUCGGCAAUUUCCUGGAGAUGUUUGGUCCAGAAGGCGCAUUGAAACACAUGCUGAAGGAGGGCAAGGGCCGGAUGCUGCAGGCCAUCAGCCCAAAGCAGAGUCCCAGCAGUAGCCCCACGCACGACCGCUCCCCAUCUCCCUCUUUCCGCUGGCCCUUUUCAACCAAGACUCCUCCCUCCUCGCCAGCCAACCGCUCCAGGAACGAGUCUGCGGUCACCUAUGACAUCAGUGAGGAUGAAGAGGAUUAAGCUACCAGCCGGGAUUUGCUGCGAACCGCUAACCGCCGCAUCCUAAGUCUGAACCCACUGGGGAACUCUAAAUGAGCGAGAGAGCCAUAGGAACAGGGCUGACGGUGAGCACAGGGCAUUGGAGGCACCUGUUGCUCUUAGAAAGGGCUGCUGCCUGGAAGCACAUUCAAACCUCCUCUCCCUUCUCCUCCCUAAAUCCCCUUUUUAUUGUUUACAUUCUAGUGGUUUCCAGGGGGAAGAUCGUUUUUAUAUUUUAGAAAAUACUUUUAAAGCGCAAAGAAUAGCACUCAAGUGUGGCUUUUGUUUCGGUUUCUUUUCCCUUGUUAAACCUCCAGGCAAGAGGGAGAGUGGGAAGACCCACGUGUCUCUUCUUUCCUUCAGUUCCUCUGUCUUAUUCCCCCCACCCCCAGGCAGUAUCUGUGCCACUGCCAAAUGAAAGACCCCUUGGUUUCUCAACCAGCAUGACCUCGAGAGCAUGCAGGAGGCGGUGGUGUAAAGAGGCCUCUAGGAAACAGAGACAUUUCUGCUGCACUGGAGCCCAUAGGAAUCUGUCCAGCAGACGCUGUAUUGCUCAUGUGCCCCUUAGCUGAGCUUCGCAGCGUGUCACAAUGAGGAUGUAGUGCUGAGUAGGGGGCUACCAGCUUAGCACACAGGAGUUACACCCUGGAGGAACUCACAGCACUGUAGAGUCACACACCCCAUAAGCACGCAGCAUUCGCAGCUCCAUAUUGUACAGGGGCUGCAGGGAAAAGGCCUCUCCAGCUAAUCUUAAGAAGACUGCUAACUCUUGAGCUAAAAUUCAGCCCUCAGUUGCUGUUGGAGAGAAGAGAAUAAAUCUUUUCUUCAGGGCGCUUGCUGUCUGCGCAUUUCCUCGGGUGCGUGAGAGCCCAGGCAGGAAACAAAUGCGUGUACUCCUUUGAGAAGUUCCUUGUCCCGGUGUCUGGUUGUGUAGUGAGUUUUACUGUCUGUCCAAAUGGCGCCUCAAGACUGUGCUCUGUGCGUGUUUGUGUUUCAGUUGCUGUGCUCUAAGAGCUGGAGCAGUCCUUUACACUGGUGCUGUGAAGUCGCUGCUAUGAGGACAGAACGUGAAUUCGUACAGCCAGUUUGCUGCCCGUGUUGGUGUGUGCAGCUGGACAGAUGAAGGGCAUGUUUUACCCCAGUGAAGGGUCCCAGUCCCAUCUGACUGUUACCUGGCUUGCGUAAUAAAUUCACGAAUCAGUGCCUGCUUACUCCGCCUUCCUUGAGGAAGGCCAGAAAGAGCAUCAGAGAGCUGCAGCUUUUUAACAUUUUAAAUAUGUAAUCUGCUCAUUUGAAACCAUGGUCCAGGUUAUGCCUGCUGUUGUGUCUGUAAUAAACACUAAGCUUCGUGGCCUGUGGCUCCCCGUGGGCAGUUGCCUUCCUCACGCUGCAUGCCUGUGCACAGAGCAGGUCAGUGUACUCUGUCCCUGCAGCAAGCGCUGGACUUGCUGUCACAUAGCUGCCAAGCUCCUGCUUCCUUUUCUGUUCGGGUUUGCCUGUGAUAUCCAUUGUCUCUGGGUGGAGCUGCUGGGCAGAGUUGCCUGUAUCCUGCAAUGCUGGGAGCACAGGAUAGCUCAGAGCUAGUCAGCAAUACUGCAGAGAGCUCCUCCGAGUGGGAUUCAGUGCUUGUGGAGCAGUGGGUGCAAGGAGGCAAAUCACCAAGUGCUGCCACAGGCUCUGCACAGUGCGAUGCUCCCAGGAAUGCAGUGGCCCUGUGGUAGGAGCAGGCUGCCGCUUCUUUCCAGCUUUCAUCUAGCUGAUCCUUUGUCAUGCUGCCCAGAGGGCUUGUUAGAGACGCUGUGCUUCUGUUGAGGCCAGAGCUGGUAUAGGGAAGGGUAUUUUGGGAAUUCUUCAUCUGCCACUUUGGACCUCUCUCAGCAGGGAUGUGCACGGCUCUGGGAGUGUGGUUGGCUGCUAUGGAUUUUUUUGCUAUAAGGAGCAAAUAAUUGCCGGUUGGUACAAGCCAGUUCUGAAUCCCCUAGUUUGAGUGGUAGAGCACUUACUUUAUAUCACCCACAUUCUCUCUUCCCUCAUCUUCCCCACCUUCCCUUCCUCACCCUUCCCUCAGUAUGAGUGUUGCAUUGCUUUCCCAAACCAGAUCACAAAGGCCAGGCUGCUCUAGAGCCUUACUACUGUUUUAAACACAAGUUAUGCAACAGUGUUCUGUAAAUUCGGAUAACAAUGGUGUUUUGGAUGGUGAUUUGUUCUGCAGAGACCUUAAUGUAUUUCUCAGUCUCUCUGCAAAACCUGGGGUACUUGGUAAGAAGCCAGCUAUGGUUUUACAUGUAUCUUGAAAUAACAGAGCUGUUUCUUGUAACCAAUAAUCCCUGCUUCCUCCUUGCACUUAAAUUAAAUUGGAAACUCAAAUCCCAGAUUAGUCUUUUCUUUUUUUUUUCCCCUUUGUAUUUUUUGUUUCCUUAUGGAUUGCUGGACCAGCCUUAUCUCCAGCACUGCCCUGUCCUAUGAGGAAUAGGACAGAGCUUGAUCUUUGGGCAAAACACGUGAGCCAAGUCCUCCAGGAAUAUCUUGUUAUCCACAGAUGUACCCAGUGCGGCUUCUCCAGGGCUGUCCUGCACACCCCUAACCCAUCCCACUCUUCAGAAGAAGCAUCCAGAAGAUGCAUGCUGGAACUGAGUGUGGAGUUAAGAGUUAGAGUGGAAAAAUAAAACUUUACUAGCAUGCACUGAAGAAUGUGUUGAGUUUAAUGCUGCUAAACCCAGAGGCAUUGACUCCUGCAAGACAGCCCUGCCUCACUUACUCUGUAGAUGUGGCAGUGAGGCUUCUGGCAUCAGCAACCAGCCCCUGGGAGAGGAUCUUCUGAUGGCAAAGAGGAGCAGUAGCAGCAGGGCAAAGCUGGAAGGUGCCAAGGAUGCUGGUAGAAGCAAGAAAUAAAGAGCAUGGCACUUUAACAGCAUAUUGCUUAGAACUGUAGGAGAAGGUCUUUAACCUCUUGGGAAAAGUAUGGCACACACCUGUACUGAAAUGAUUUUGUGCAUUUUAUGGAGGACUUUAUUGUGCAGUCUGGUUCUUGCAACCAGAGGCAGGUGCUAGAGCACCAAAUACACUUGGCAGUAGCAGUGACUUUGGUGAGACUGACUCCAUGUCUUGCCCCUGCUCCUCAGGGUGAGCUUCUCACUGCCAAGGGCUCCCUGGUGUAAAGGUGUGGGUUGGGUUUCCUACCUGCCACAGGUAAGGAGCUGGGUCUGGUUGUCUGAUCGAGGGAAAUGAAUCCCAUAUUUUGCUCUUGCCUGGGUGUUGCUUCUUGGCAAAGCGAGGAGAUUGCUGGGUCUCAAUGCUUCUGCUGAUGCCUGGGAAGUCAGUAAAGGCCAUGUACUGUUGCCAGGAGGCUGUCAAAUUUGGCAAUCUCAUUACGGAACAUCAGUGAAUCUUAGAGCUGAGCAGUUUCGCUUUGAACACAGCCACCUGCGAAGAGCUCUGAGUCACUUUUUUUCCUCCUUCUAAUGGGACAGAAAACUUGCUUUUUCCCCAAAAGAAUCAAUUUAAUAAAAGUUGGGAGCUUUGGCUGACUGCUUCCCCAAUGGGUUGCUCUGGCCAGAAGUAUUACAGUGGGAGGACACCAGGAUGCAGGACGAGGGAAGCUUUGGUGGUGCCCUGCAGCAGGCUCUGGUCUUAGCGCUGAUGAUCUGACAUCUGCUGCCCAUCUCCAGCCGUGCUGCAUCACCCAGUCCUGUUGUCACCUCAGUCCCACAGCAGCAGUUGCUUUAAGCUCGUUCUUCCCAGUCAGUGUUUGCUGUGGUGGUUUCUCUGCGUGGGCCUCUGUGUACACUGUGUGUCUUACUGGCUUGUUCUGGAGUUGGGUGUUUGGCUUUUAUGUUUAGCCAAAUAAAUGCAAAGUCAUUUUA